Molecule: messenger RNA, 1198 nt
Organism: Puntigrus tetrazona (Sumatra barb)
Lineage: Eukaryota; Metazoa; Chordata; Actinopteri; Cypriniformes; Cyprinidae
Exons: 4
Coding region: 89-706 (205 amino acids)
Biological process (GO): response to bacterium
Source: RefSeq, a predicted model, not a curated record
AGAAUUCUCCAGAAAGGAAGUGGAAACAACCUGUGGUUAUAGACUCUACAUUGUGCUGAAACUUGUAGUUUGAUCGACACCAUCACGAAUGACACAAUGGAUAAAGUCUUUUUUCUUUGUAUAUUUUAACUGGAUCAUGACAAUCAAGUCUAAUGGUGUACAAGGAUCUUUUGACGUGUUAACGGUUCAGAAGGGAGAAGACAUCAAUCUCAACUGCAGCAUGAUAGGCCGAUAUGAGAUCGCUUGGUAUCACCUCAGUUCAGAAGAACAUAUUCUACUGAUUUCUGUGAAGAAAGACAAAACAGGAAAUAAUCUCCUGACCAACUACAAUCAAAACAGUACUCGACUGAAAAUUGCCACAGACGCAUUGAUCACCACAAUCUCCUUAAAUAUUUUAGGAGCAAAAGAGUCAGAUUCAGGCAUAUAUUCCUGUGGAGCAAAGAAAAACACUCCAGAGAUGUUCUUCGAAAAGCUCAUCAGACUCGAGAUCAAGGGUCUGUUUGGAACAGAAAAGCCAAAAGAAGUUGACAUCACAGUAUUGACUACGAAAGAGAGGGCAUUGAUGUUCGGUGGUGUUGGUCUGGCUAUUGCUGUGUUUUUCGUGGCUACAGUCAUCGCAGGAGGAAUCAUUCACUAUCUUGGAUGGCAGAAAGGAUGGGCCGCAGCUAAACGUUCAUCUCUGAUUCAUCACAAAUCAGCUGCAUAACUUCUAUUUCUGCUUUAUUUCGCAGUCUAACUCAAUAUAUUCUCGAGCGUUUGCUUUGCGUUGCUGUAGUUCGACACAAAUGAAUAUUGAAAGUUUCACUCAGAUAUCUUUCCCUUUUGAAAAGCUGAGAUAUUGCCUUUUUCAACAUCAGUUCAAUUUAAGCAGUCAGUAAUUGUUGUGGUUAUUGUUCAUGUUUGUUCGUUAAUUUGUGCUUAUCAUAAUUAUUUAGAUUUGCAGCGUUUAUUAAAAUAACAUACACAAUCAGCAUUCAAACUUAAAGUAGCAUGUUUUACAAAAAUGUAUAUACUGUAUGUGUAACAUGCUUGAGCGUCAGACUAUAUCGCAUAUUUAUCUAGAAAAACCUACCUAUGUAAAUAAGCCUAAAAGCUAAGUCAAAGAGAAAAUUUGAAAAUCAUAUGUUUUAUGGCACAUAAACAUUGUUUAAAGCUGUUUUAUUAUCAAAUAAACAGGUUAAACUACGAAAUCUAAAUU